CAUAUUGAUUUUUGCUGUCAUUUAAAGAGAGGAAAUGUUGACUAUGAUAGCAGACCUACUUAUGAAUAUGUGAAAUUCAUCCUGACAGUCACAGAUAUUUCAAAUGAGCCUUUGCUGCUCUUCAGUAGCUUCUUCCCCAGCAGCUCCUUUGCUGAAUCGUGUCCUACUUAUCUUCCUCUGGAGGAUCGGUUUUAUCUGGUGGGGUCCAUUUCUCUCCUCAGGGAUCAGACCCUACGGGAACUUUUCACUGUGAAGAAACCUGAGGAAGAGGUUCUGCUGAUACAAGACUCAGAUGAGGAACAUGUAUCUCCUGAGUGCAGAAGCCAGGACCAGAAAAGAAUUUCUAGAAUGGAACUGCUGCAUCCUGAAUCUACUGCUGCUGCCUCAGACGAUCAAGCUGAUAUUCUAACAGUCGAGCAGUAUGACCACCAAGAAUCUGUUCUUGUAAUUGGGGUAGAGUCUGAUACAUCUUAUGAUUCCAGCACAUCGUCCCUGGAAAGCAUACUAGCAUCACCAGCUACAUUAUCUCCGCGGAGCUUUGAUUUCGAACCUGAGGCGGAGCAGGUGUAUGAUGUGGAUGAGGUGCAACAGGUGGACGAGAUGGAAGAGGUAGACCAGAUGGGCCAGAUGGACGAGAUGGGCAACGUGGAACAAGGAGAUGAAGAGGAAGAGCCAAGAGAACCACCGCCGUCGAUUACAUCAUACAUCCACAAGCGGGAGCUGGAGCUGAUGAAAAAGUUUAAGGAGCAACUGGAAGAGAAGACGCUGAUGCUGCAGGCUGACAUCAGAAGCCAGAAGGACGCACUGGAACUGAUGCAGGAACAGCUUCAGAAAAUGCAGGGUUCCAGCUUUCAGAUGCGGCCACACGCCUCACACAGCCUUGACCGUCCUGAGUCCCAUUCUUUGGAGCCAGUGCCCAAGAAACAACGCACUGAGCAAAUGAAGAUGUUCCUCCCAGAUCUCCGGAUCAGCCUCUCCUGUGGUUCAUGUUCAUCGCCCUCUUUCAAAUUCUCUGAGGAGCUUGAGGAGCCUGGUGAUGUCUCCAGCCAGCCACUGCUGCAGGGGCAGGACCAGCACGUGGGGCAGCAGACGCAGAAGCAGCCGCAGCCGCCUGAUGCCGCGGAGGGAACCCAGGACCCCGGGACACUCAUGCAGACCCAGCCCAUCGCUGUUCCUGUCCAGUUCGUAGCUGGACGACAGGCGUCUGGCUACUAUCAAGGUGAAACCCUGGGGGACAACAGAGAUGACAGGCAGAGUUUUGUUUCUGAGGAGCAGCAAGGGGUGUCCAUGGGUCCAUUGCCACUGGUGUAUAGCCCAGGCUCUGACAUAGUCGCUUCGACCAGCUUUCCUCAGUCUCCCAUAAAUUCUGACUCCAGCGUAGUCACCCUGGAGACCCCGCAGGAUUACAUCCAACUUUGGCAAGAGCCACGAGAUCCACAGCAUCACCUUUACCUCCAAGUGAAUACUUGGCCUUCCAGUGAGCAGAACACCCUGCAGGACCAAGCCACCUGGCCCCAGGUGCCAGCUUCUGAGGCAAGUCCGGAGGCUCUCCAGGACCCUGAUGAAUACUCACCAGGCCAUAUCGGCUAUUUCCUGUCUGCAGAGCAAUCUAGCUUGGAUGAGGAGCAGCGCCAGCGGUACUCUCAUGCCAAGCCUUGAGAGAAGAGGGACAGACAGGCCGAUGAGGCCUGCGUGGCCAGGGAAACUCCAAGGCUCACAGAGUUUCCUGGAG
This is a messenger RNA of Leptonychotes weddellii (Weddell seal), 1732 nucleotides long. The record is from RefSeq and is a predicted model, not a curated record. Lineage: Eukaryota; Metazoa; Chordata; Mammalia; Carnivora; Phocidae.